ACUGAAAUGAGAGUGGUUCACAUCUCAGACACCGUCUCCAGCUGCAACAAACUUCACAACUCAGACACCGUCUCCAACUGCAACAAACUUCACAUCUCAGACACCGUCUCCAGCUGCAACAAGGUUCACAUCUCAGACACCGUCUCCAACUGCAACAAACUUCACAUAUCAGACACCGUCUCCAGCUGCAACAAGGUUCACAUCUCAGACACCGUCUCCAGCUGCAACAAGGUUCACAUCUCAGACACCGUCUCCAACUGCAACAAACUUCACAUAUCAGACACCGUCUCCAGCUGCAACAAGGUUCACAUCUCAGACACCGUCUCCAGCUGCAACAAACUUCACAUCUCAGACACCGUCUCCAGCUGCAACAAGGUUCACAUCUCAGACACCGUCUCCAGCUGCAACAAACUUCACAUAUCAGACACCGUCUCCAACUGCAACAAGGUUCACAUCUCAGACACCGUCUCCAGCUGCAACAAGGUUCACAUCUCAGACACCGUCUCCAACUGCAACAAACUUCACAUAUCAGACACCGUCUCCAGCUGCAACAAGGUUCACAUAUCAGACACAGUCUCCAGCUGCAACAAACUUCACAUAUCAGACAGUCUCCAGCUGCAACAAACUUCACAUCUCAGACACCGUCUCCAGCUGCAACAAGGUUCACAUCUCAGACACCGUCUCCAACUGCAACAAACUUCACAUCUCAGACACCGUCUCCAGCUGCAACAAGGUUCACAUCUCAGACACCGUCUCCAGCUGCAACAAACUUCACAUCUCAGACACCGUCUCCAGCUGCAACAAACUUCACAUCUCAGACACCGUCUCCAGCUGCAACAAACUUCACCAAUCAGACACCGUCUCCAGCUGCAACAAACUUCACAACUCAGACACCGUCUCCAACUGCAACAAGGUUCACAUCUCAGACACCGUCUCCAACUGCAACAAGGUUCACAUCUCAGACACCGUCUCCAGCUGCAACAAACUUCACAUCUCAGACACCGUCUCCAGCUGCAACAAGGUUCACAUCUCAGACACCGUCUCCAGCUGCAACAAACACAUAUCAGACACCGUCUCCAGCUGCAACAAACUUCACAUCUCAGACACCGUCUCCAGCUGCAACAAACUUCACCUCUCAGACACCGUCUCCAGCUGCAACAAACUUCACAUAUCAGACACCGUCUCCAGCUGCAACAAACUUCACCAAUCAGACACCGUCUCCAACUGCAACAAGGUUCACAUAUCAGACACCGUCUCCAACUGCAACAAGGUUCACAUCUCAGACACCGUCUCCAGCUGCAACAAACUUCACAUCUCAGACACCGUCUCCAGCUGCAACAAACUUUCACUCUCUACUUUACACUGCCACCCUGGACGGAGACACUGGAGGAAAGGCCUGUUACAGACAGGUUGCUCUUGGAGGAAAGGCCUGAUACAGACAGGUUGCUCUGGGAGGAAAGGCCUGUUACAGACAGAUUGCUCUUGGAGGAAAGGCCUGUUACAGACAGAUUGCUCUUGGAGGAAAGGCCUGUUACAGACAGGUUGCUCUUGGAGGAAAGGCCUGAUACAGACAGGUUGCUCUGGGAGGAAAGGCCUGUUACAGACAGGUUGCUCUUGGAGGAAAGGCCUGUUACAGACAGGUUGCUCUUGGAGGAAAGGCCUGUUACAGACAGGUUGCUCUUGGAGGAAAGGCCUGUUACAGACAGAUUGCUCUUGGAGGAAAGGCCUGUUACAGACAGAUUGCUCUUGGAGGAAAGGCCUGUUACAGACAGGUUGCUCUUGGAGGAAAGGCCUGUUACAGACAGGUUGCUCUUGGAGGAAAGGCCUGUUACAGACAGGUUGCUCUUGGAGGAAAGGCCUGUUACAGACAGGUUGCUCUUGGAGGAAAGGCCUGUUACAGACAGGUUGCUCUGGGAGGAAAGGCCUGUUACAGACAGGUUGCUCUUGGAGGAAAGGCCUGUUACAGACAGAUUGCUCUUGGAGGAAAGGCCUGUUACAGACAGGUUGCUCUUGGAGGAAAGGCCUGUUACAGACAGACUGCUCUUGGAGGAAAGGCCUGUUACAGACAGGUUGCUCUUGGAGGAAAGGCCUGAUACAGACAGGUUGCUCUUGGAGGAAAGGCCUGUUACAGACAGGUUGCUCUUGGAGGAAAGGCCUGUUACAGACAGGUUGCUCUUGGAGGAAAGGCCUGAUACAGACAGGUUGCUCUUGGAGGAAAGGCCUGAUACAGACAGAUUGCUCUUGGAGGAAAGGCCUGUUACAGACAGGUUGCUCUUGGAGGAAAGGCCUGUUACAGACAGACUGCUCUUGGGGGAAAGGCCUGUUACAGACAGACUAUUCUGGGAGGAAAGGCCUGUUACAGACAGACUGCUCUUGGAGGAAAGGCCUGUUACAGACAGGUUGCUCUUGGAGGAAAGGCCUGUUACAGACAGACUGCUCUGGGAGGAAAGGCCUGUUACAGACAGGUUGCUCUUGGGGGAAAGGCCUGUUACAGACAGGUUGCUCUUGGAGGAAAGGCCUGUUACAGACAGACUGCUCUUGGAGGAAAGGCCUGAUACAGACAGGUUGCUCUUGGAGGAAAGACCUGUUACAGACAGACUGCUCUUGGAGGAAAGGCCUGUUACAGACAGAUUGCUCUUGGAGGAAAGGCCUGUAUCGUUUCAGCCGACUGCCAGCUUGUCAACAUCACAGUACCAUGACAAGACAUGGGUUGUGGAAUAUCAGUUUAGAAGCUAAAUACUGUGUUUCUAUUGGCUAGAGACUGUUCUAAUCUAGAGACUGUGUUUCUAUUGGCUAGAAACUGUGGAAUGCCAGUUUAGACUGUGGAUCUAUUGUUGUGCUUGCCCUGAGACCUUGGAUUGGCUGUGGCCAUUUGAUGACAGGAGAGGAGAGCUGAGAGGAGAGAAAGACUACAGUGUUUCUGUCUGGUCCACAUCACACUGCCCUGAGACUGAUGAUGCUGCUGCCUACUGUACUGUGGAGACAUAACACACCUUGUCUGGUAUAGAAAUGGGGAGGUUUUAACUGUCAUUUAAAUCUCUUUACUGAAACAACAAGAGGGAUGUUUUCUAGAAGAUGGGGAGGUUUUAACUGUCAUUGAAACCUCUUUACUGAAACAACAAGAGGGAUGUUUUCUAGAAGAUGGGGAGGUUUUAACUGUCAUUUAAACCUCUUUACUGAAACAACAAGAGGGAUGUUUUCUAGAAGAUGGGGAGGUUUUAACUGUCAUUUAAACCUCUUUACUGAAACAAGAGGGAUGUUUUCUAGAAGAUGGGGAGGUUUUAACUGUCAUUUAAACCUCUUUACUGAAACAACAAGAGGGAUGUUUUCUAGAAGAUGGGGAGGUUUUAACUGUCAUUUAAACCUCUUUACUGAAACAACAAGAGGGAUGUUUUCUAGAAGAUGGGGAGGUUUUAACUGUCAUUUAAAUCUCUUUACUGAAACAAGAGGGAUGUUUUCUAGAAGAUGGGGAGGUUUUAACUGUCAUUUAAACCUCUUUACUGAAACAACAAGAGGGAUGUUUUCUAGAAGAUGGGGAGGUUUUAACUGUCAUUUAAACCUCUUUAUUGAAACAACAAGAGGGAUGUUUUCUAGAAGAUGGGGAGGUUUUAACUGUCAUUUAAACCUCUUUACUGAAACAACAAGAGGGAUGUUUUCUAGAAGAUGGGGAGGUUUUAACUGUCAUUUAAACCUCUUUACUGAAACAACAAGAGGAACGUUUUCUAGAAGAUGGGGAGGUUUUAACUGUCAUUUAAACCUCUUUACUGAAACAACAAGAUGGGGAGGUUUUAACUGUCAUUUAAACCUCUUUACUGAAACAAGAGGGAUGUUUUCUAGAAGAUGGGGAGGUUUUAACUGUCAUUUAAACCUCUUUACUGAAACAACAAGAGAGAUGUUUUCUAGAAGAUGGGGAGGUUUUAACUGUCAUUUAAACCUCUUUACUGAAACAACAAGAGGGAUGUUUUCUAGAAGAUGGGGAGGUUUUAACUGUCAUUUAAAUCUCUUUACUGAAACAAGAGGGAUGUUUUCUAGAAGAUGGGGAGGUUUUAACUGUCAUUUAGACAAAACACAGACGUUCCUCGUAGGGUACUGUAUAUGACUGGCUGUCACAGCUACUGACAGACAAAACACAGACGUUACUCGUCGGGUACUGUAUAUGACUGGCUGUCACAGCUACUGACAGACAAAACACAGACGUUCCUCGUAGGGUACUGUAUAUGACUGGCUGUCACAGCUACUGACAGACAAAACACAGACGUUACUCGUCGGGUACUGUAUAUGACUGGCUGUCACAGCUACUGACAGACAAAACACAGACGUUACUCGUCGGGUACUGUAUAUGACUGGCUGGAACCAGGGAGAGAAACACAGACGUUACUCGUCGGUACUGUACACGUCUCACAGUUCUCUGUUGCUCAGUGUGCAUCAGUCCAGUCAGGCUUGUUUCUCAUUGCUGGAACCAGGGAGAGAAACACAGACGUUACUCAUCGGUACUGUAUGACUGGUUGGAACCAGGGAGAGAAACACAGACGUUAGUUC
Molecule: messenger RNA, 4539 nt
Organism: Oncorhynchus nerka (sockeye salmon)
Lineage: Eukaryota; Metazoa; Chordata; Actinopteri; Salmoniformes; Salmonidae
Product: G2/mitotic-specific cyclin-B3-like
Exons: 2
Coding region: 7-2736 (909 amino acids)
Source: RefSeq, a predicted model, not a curated record